Molecule: messenger RNA, 564 nt
Organism: Enterobius vermicularis (human pinworm)
Lineage: Eukaryota; Metazoa; Nematoda; Chromadorea; Rhabditida; Oxyuridae
Source: the annotation of a GenBank genome assembly
AUGACCGUGUCUGUUACAGUGUCAUCUUUUAAGCCAGAGGUGUUGGAUUGUUUGAGCCGUUCGUGCAUUCCAUCCGGUUCGACUUAUGUUGGGAAGGGGACCGUAAAAAUGACAGAUGGUAUUUUAAACAAGCAUGUGAGCUAUUUGCUGGAGAAAACUGUUUCGAGGGAGUUUCAGUAUUCUUUAUUUCUUCUUCAUAAGACUAAUCUGCUAGUUUACUAUUUCUACAAGUAUGAGCAAUUUGAACCGUUGUACCGAUUAUGGUGUGAUUAUUACGGCAGUUUACUAAACCUUUCUGGCACCGUUGAUGAUCGACUGCUAAAGGCUGAUUAUCACGGUUGUUUAUUCUUAGUUUCAGAUGCAUCCAAUCCGUCUCAGAUUGGUUUGAAUGGAAUCGUGGUGAAGGAGACUCGACAUACAUUUCAAAUAAUAACAAGAAAGAACAAGUUACUGACCAUUCCGAAGGAAGGUACCUCCUUUCAGUUCGUUUUUGCUGGAAAGAUUUUUACGCUUUUUGCUGAUGCAUUUAGGUUUGUUCACCAAACUUUUUAUUAUUAUAUUUAG